AUGUCUAGGCCUACAACCGGUGAUCUUCCACAUUACGGGCCACUUAAGAAAUUUUUAGUAUUCAUAGGACAGUAUCCACAGCAAACGGAUUAUACACGUGUUUCUAUAUAUGCCCUGCAUUUAGGCACCUACAUAUCGCUGUUGGUACCACUCUUCCGAAUGUUAUAUAACCUUGUGAUAAAUGAGUGGGAAUCAUUAAAAUUGAAAGACGACGCAAAAAUUUUGGACGAAAUCACCAGAAAUGGAACUUAUAUUGCAUUUCUAUACAGAACCACAUUAUUGGGAUUCUUAGUCUUAUUCGCUUUUCUUCCGCUAAUGCCUUUGGUUCUGGACAUUAUCAUACCGUUGAAUGAGACACGACCAAAACAGCAAGUGUUUAAACUUAACUACUUGGUAGACGGUGACGAAUAUUUCUAUCCCAUAUACUUUCAUUCAGUUUUGUCUUCAGUCCUUGCUGUGACCGUUAUUGUCACCAUAGAUUCCAUGUACAUGAUAAUAACUCACCAUGCCUGUGGAUUAUUCGCCAUGUGCGGGAAUCAGCUUAAAGAUGUGACACAAAAUUUGGAAGGGAACAGUGAUAACACUACAAAGGAGAAAGCCAUAUAUCAACAGUUCAGGAACUGCGUGCUCAUCCACAAAAGAGCAAUACAGUUUUACGAGCACAUCAAUAAUAUCAACGAGCGAGCCUUCUUGAUUCAAAUCGGGAUAAACAUGAUCGCUAUCAGCCUGACUGCUGUUCAGCUGGUUCUGAACCUAGAUAACACCAGAGAAGCAAUUAGAAUUGGUGUUUUCCUCGUGGCACAGCAAUUUCACUUGUUCUUCAACAGUCUGCCUGGUCAAAGUCUCCUGGAUCACAGUUUUCAAUUACUCGACGAUUUAUACAGCUCCAAUUGGUACCGGGCACCAGUGAGAAUGCAACGAGUGAUUUACAUGAUGCAAAUAAGAUCCGGCAUACCGUGUACAUUGACUGCAGGUGGAUUAUACGACAUGAACAUUGAAAACUUUGGAAUGAUUUUUAAAUCCUGUAUGUCGUAUUUUACGAUGCUGCUGUCAUUGAGGGAAUAAACCAUAAUGACUACAAGAUAACAUCCACAAAUAAUGAUUUGGACUUCGAUGUAAAAGUAUGUUGUAAAAG
Messenger RNA from Colletes gigas, 1135 nucleotides. Its product is annotated as putative odorant receptor 71a. Gene Ontology annotation, cellular component: plasma membrane. NCBI's taxonomy places the organism in Eukaryota, Metazoa, Arthropoda, Insecta, Hymenoptera, Colletidae. The transcript has 9 exons. The coding region runs from base 1 to 1065 and encodes 354 amino acids. Gene Ontology annotation, biological process: detection of chemical stimulus involved in sensory perception of smell; sensory perception of smell. Gene Ontology annotation, molecular function: odorant binding; olfactory receptor activity. The record is from RefSeq and is a predicted model, not a curated record.